AUGGUGGGUGCUUCAUUGGCUGGAUUGCAAGAUCAUCUGAAGUUGGCGAGGGAGUACGCCGUUGAAGGACUUUAUGACACUUCCAUUAUCUUCUUCGACGGCGCUAUAGCUCAGAUCAACAAGCAUUUGAAUACAGUUGAUGAUCCUGUGCUUCGUACUAAAUGGAUGAACGUAAAGAAAGCUGUUUCAGAGGAAACAGAGGUGGUUAAACAAUUAGAUGCUGAGAAAAAGUCAUUCAAGGAGGUUCCUGUCGGUAGACGGCCCAAUUCUCCUCCUAUUUCGACCAAAUCGUCUUUUGUUUUUCAACCUUUGGAUGAAUAUCCCACUUCUUCUGGGGCCCCAAUGGACGACCCUGACGUGUGGAGGCCACCUACUCGGGAUCCUACGGGUAGGAGGCCAACGAGAGCGGGUCAAGUAGGCAUGAGAAAGUCUCCACAGGAUGGAACUUGGGCUCGCGGUGGAUCCACUAGAACGACUGCACGUGGUGGGAGGGCGGGCACCACUAGUAAAGUCAACACUGGAGUUCGAUCGUCGACUGCUGGGAAGAAAGGAACUGGGAAAACCUCAGGAAAAGCUGAUUCUGUUAAUGGUGAUUCUGAUGAUGGAAAACCCAAAAAAGUUCAGUACGAAGGUCCUGAUGCUGACCUGGCAGCUAUGCUUGAAAGGGAUGUCUUGGACUCCAGCCCUGGUGUUAGAUGGGAUGAUGUGGCUGGGCUAAGUGAAGCGAAACGACUUCUAGAGGAAGCUGUGGUUCUUCCAUUGUGGAUGCCUGAAUAUUUUCAGGGAAUUCGGAGGCCAUGGAAAGGUGUCCUCAUGUUUGGGCCUCCUGGAACUGGGAAGACUCUUCUUGCUAAAGCAGUUGCCACGGAGUGUGGGACCACCUUUUUUAAUGUUUCUUCAGCAACUUUGGCCUCAAAAUGGCGUGGAGAAAGUGAGAGAAUGGUCCGGUGCUUGUUUGAUCUUGCGAGAGCUCAUGCUCCCAGUACAAUAUUUAUAGAUGAGAUUGAUUCUCUUUGCAAUGCUCGAGGGGCUUCUGGAGAACAUGAAUCAUCCAGAAGGGUGAAGUCUGAGCUUCUGGUCCAGGUUGAUGGUGUCAAUGCAUCUUCUACCAAUGAAGAUGGUACACGCAAGAUUGUGAUGGUUUUAGCGGCUACUAAUUUUCCUUGGGAUAUAGAUGAGGCGUUGAGGAGGCGGCUGGAGAAAAGAAUAUACAUACCGUUGCCUAAUUUCAAGAGUCGUAAGGAGCUUGUUAGGAUAAAUUUGAAAACUGUGGAGGUGGCAUCUGAUGUGGACAUAGAUGAGGUGGCACGGAAGACGGAAGGGUACAGUGGGGACGACCUGACUAACGUUUGCCGAGAUGCGUCACUCAACGGGAUGAGGCGCAAAAUAGCCGGGAAAACACGAGACGAGAUCAAGAACAUGUCCAAGGAUGAGAUCUCCAACGACCCAGUUGCCAUGUGCGACUUUCUAGAAGCCAUUGCUAAGGUACAGCCAAGUGUCUCGGCCGCCGACAUUGAGAAGCACGAGAAGUGGUUUUCCGAAUUCGGGUCAGCUUAG
Messenger RNA from Striga hermonthica, 1557 nucleotides. NCBI's taxonomy places the organism in Eukaryota, Viridiplantae, Streptophyta, Magnoliopsida, Lamiales, Orobanchaceae. The record is from the annotation of a GenBank genome assembly.